Messenger RNA from Erigeron canadensis, 1801 nucleotides. RefSeq names its product protein JINGUBANG-like. Gene Ontology annotation, molecular function: protein binding. The record is from RefSeq and is a predicted model, not a curated record. The coding region runs from base 87 to 1415 and encodes 442 amino acids. NCBI's taxonomy places the organism in Eukaryota, Viridiplantae, Streptophyta, Magnoliopsida, Asterales, Asteraceae. The transcript has a single exon.
CAUUCUCAUACAUUUACAUUACGAACUAAAUUUCAUUCAUCGUCUCUUUACUUACAAACAUUUUUGAACCUCCUUUACAAAUAAACAUGACAAAACAGAAAACCAAAAUCCAAAUGUUCCCGGACGACAAGAAUUCGUCGUCACACGGAAGACCCAAGCUCGGGUCACUUUUCCACAACUCCGAACCAAACAUUUUACUCAUAUCCGGUGAAACACAAGAUGAUGACGCGAGUACGAGCUCGCAUAAUCGACAUAGCAACGUCUCGUUUCCAGUUAGUCCCGCGAAUGCUAUAACUUCUCCGAACGUGUCUCCUAAUAACUACAACUUCAUAUCGUCCCCGUUUUAUCAAACGUCGCCGUUUUCUAAGUCUCCUUGGUUGAAUGUGCAAACGGGUGAAUCAUUCGGGUUAAUCGGGUCGUUAGUACGUGAAGAGGGACAUAUAUAUUCGUUAGCUUCUGCUGGAGAUUUGUUGUAUACGGGGUCCGAUUCUAAAAAUAUCCGGGUUUGGAAGAAUUUUAACGAGUAUUCCGGGUUUAAGUCUAAUAGUGGAUUGGUGAAAGCUAUUGUUGUUUCGGGUCAAAGAAUCUUUACGGGUCAUCAAGAUGGUAAAAUUCGGGUAUGGAAAUAUUCGAAUUUAAAGAAAAAGGCGCAUAAACGGAUUGGUAGUUUGCCGACAACAAGAGAUAUAAUCAUAACGUCAAUGAAUCCGGGAAACUACGUGGAAGUCCGACGACACCGGAAUGUCCCGUGGAUUAAGCAUUACGACGCCGUUGCAUGCAUGAGUUUGGAUGAAGAACACGGGUUAUUGUAUUCGGGUUCUUGGGAUAAAACAUUUAAAGUAUGGAGACUUUCGGAUUCGAAAUGUUUGGAAUCCGUACAGGCCCAUGAUGAUGCGGUUAACUCGGUCGUUGCGGGUUUUCAUGGGUUGGUUUUCACCGGGUCGGCAGAUGGGUCGGUGAAGGUCUGGAGGAGGGAGUUAGUAGGGAAAGAUACAAAACAUAUGAUGAUUUAUACUUUAUUAAACCAAGAAACGGCGGUAACAUCGGUGGCGGUUAACGUCACCAAUGGCGUUGUAUACGCUGGCAGUUCAGAUGGGUUGGUGAAUUUUUGGGAACAACGGAAGCAUGUUUUAAAUCACGCUGGGGUUAUUAGAGGACACAGGCAAGCGGUGUUGUGUCUGGCCGCCGCCGGAAGUUUGUUGUUUAGUGGGUCUGCGGAUAAAAGUAUUUGCGUGUGGAAAAGAGAUACGAGUGGCUUCCACUCUUAUCUUUCUGUUUUGACCGGACAUACUGGUCCGGUCAAAUGUUUGACAAUUCAAGAAAACCUAGAAGAACGUGAUAACGGUGGUCGAGAAUGGGUAGUGUAUAGUGGUAGUUUAGAUAAGUCCGUGAAGCUGUGGCGCGUGGCGGAGUAGCUGCGGAAGUAGUAUGAUGGUGAGGGGGUAGAAAUGAUGUAGUGGGACCAAAUUGGAAAAUUGAGGCCAGAAUCGGUUGAAAGAAUGCAAACGUUAGGUCCCAUAUGAUGACAAAGAUUGGUGACCAUCAGAAAGUUCAAGUUUUUUUUUGUUGAAAUUAAUGGUGGGUAUGAAUUGUGAAUUUGAAUAAUUAGUAUUGGUGCAUUAUAUGAGUGAGUAAUAUAAUGCAUGGGUUGUAUAGACGUAGACAUCGGCAUACAUUGACAAAAUAUAUAAUGUUGUGGAUAGAUACUAAUGUUUUGAUGCAUUGUUGUAUAGACGUGGACCUAGCUAGCUAGGCAAAUUAAUAUUAUGCAUUCACAAGAUAAUGUUUAUGGUUUGAUACA